AGAAAACUAUCAAAACGAGAGCGGCCAUAAACAUGAACGAGGCAUCGAGAAAUCUUCUCGUGAGCAAACAGCAAGCAAGGUCAAUAAUCUGACAAUGACAAGGCAGCUUGGCAGUCCUUAAAUAUAUGGCAGGCCUUGAUUGGUAACGAGAAACAGGUGCACCACUGAAGAGGCACGCCCUCCACUCCAGCUGGUGCCGAAAACCAAAACGGAGCAGAAAAUGACAGUACCCGCUCCUCAACGGACGCCCCCUGGUGGACUAAUUGGUUUAGACGGAUUGGCUCUUCAUGCACCCUGGAAUCAGAUAACACGAAAAGCUGUCCACUAUAGUAACCGCUGUCCCUCAAAGGGUUAAUGUCAGGUUCAUACAUUUUGAUGUACAAUUACUAUCAGGACAUUCAUAAGCCAUUCAUAAGUGUUAUGUCCAGUAUUGAAGUGUUUUGAAACCACUUCAGUCACACACCUAUUACAAUAUUGGUGCAUUGAAAAAAAAUAUGCGCAAAUGUUAUCAUACGGUAUCAACCUCCCGCCCCCUCCCACUCUGUCCCUUUUGUUGUGGUUGCUGCCGGUGGUUUGACCCACGAAGCCAUUCACUGCUGUCCGCGCUGUCAUAGCAACCAGGAAAUACACAAGGCUGUCGGUUCUUGUGUGUGGAGCAGAAGAACGUGGCCAGUGUGCCACCACCACCACUGCCACACAGGGGGGAUUCAUCUCUAUCUUCAGUUUGUGGUGUGUAUCUGCAGAGUGUGUGUUCACGAAUGCCUACAUUUGACUGGAGAUUGUCAUUUCUGUUGAAAUUGUGUGUUGAGUGCUGAAGAGCUGACUAUGAAACUGAACGGCUGUGGAAAUAUGGGGGAUGUGAUGAAUAGUGUGUGUAUGGCCCGAAUGAGCGAAACAGUUUGAAGUUGGAAUGGUUGAAAUGGGUCAAGAAAUCUGGAAAGUUGGGGUACUAAAUAUGUAAAAUUUCGUUGCAAAAAAUGUGGACUUUGGGGAAUGUUUGAAAAUUGUUUUUGCUGAAUGGUUUGAAUUUGGAAUUAGAACAGAUUGACAAUUUAAUUUUUUUUUUUUUUUGGAUUAAAUGUCUUAUUCACUUUCAAGUUUUGUUUUUGUUUUUUGUUUUUGUGUGGGUGGGUGUGGAAAAUGUGGCAUCUUGGGAAGGCAAUGUCAAACAUGUCCAGAAUGAGGUGAAUAUUUUGAAAUUGGUAUGGUUCGAAUUGGAGGAGAAAUGUGGAAGGAGUAGAACACAUUGGCGGAAUGCGUUUUGGGAUGCAGGAUGAGAGUGCCAAAAAUCUGACACUCAACUGAAAUGCUGCAAAAAUAAAGUGGAAAUGAUGAAACCAUGAAUGUCAGACUCAGGAUGGUUUGAAUCAAUUAAUAAUCUGAAGGAGGCGGUACAUAAAUGAACUCGGUUUUAUUUGGGGGAUUUUAGUGUGAAAAAUGUGUGGUUGCCGGUGAGGGAAGGGAAACUGAUUUUUGGAGUGAGAAAGAUGGGGAACUUUUUUUUUUGUUGAUGGACCCCUUCACUGGACUGUUUUUUGUGCGUGUGGAAAACAUGAAAAUGUCAAAGGUGGUUAUUUUGGUGGAAUGUGGAAAGCAAUGUCCUUCCUUUUUGGAAUUGGAGGGGUUUGAAUCAGUGGAGAAAUGCAGAAGGAGUAAAACAGUUAAAAUUGGCGGAAUAAUAAUACUAAUCAAGUUUUUGGGUACAGAACUGCACUUUAAUGAAAGAGGUUGGUGUGAUUGGUGAAAAACAUGAACCAAAAUGCUGGAGAAAUAAAAUUGAAAUAUAGAAUGUGAGACUUGGAAUGGUGAGAGUUAACUUAUUAAUAUGGAAGGAGGUGUUAAAUAUAUCACAUUUCGGAAUUUUAUUUUGAAAUCUGGGGGAUUUGGGGAUUCGGAAUAGUUCCUAAGAUGUGCCGAAUGAGUUGAAUAUUUUAAAGUUGAAAUGGUUUUGAAACGGUCAGCAAAUGUGGUGGUAAAUAUGUAAUUGGGACAUUUUAUUGUGAAAAGUGUGGAGUGUGGAAAAUAGUACUUCCUGUUAUGAAAUAAGACGAACACUGAGUUUUGAAUGGGGAAAACAGGGUACUUUUUGUUGAACAUCUCAUUAGCUUUUGUGUGCGCGUGUGUGUGUGUGUGUGUGUGUGUGUGUGUGUGUGGUAGCAGAGAGCGCCGAAAUGGCCGCCACCACAGCGCUACCCCCAGUGAAAAGCGUGGUAGUGUACAGGAACGGAGACCCCUUCUUUAGCGGCCGCCGGUUCGUGAUCAACCAACGGCAGGUGUCCACCAUGGAGGCCUUCCUCAAUGAGGUGACCUAUAAUAUCGGGGCCCCGCUGGCCGUCAGGACCCUGUACACUCCCAGGCAGGGCCACAAGGUCGCCGACCUCCAGGACUUGCGGACGGGGGCCCAAUAUGUCGCCGCCGGUUUUGAGAAGUUCAAGAAACUGGACUACGUCAACACCGGUGUGAAAAAGCAGCCGGCAGCUCGUGAAGACACACAGGCAAAAAUAAUCCCGAGGCCUAAUGUGUCAGCCAAAUGGAAGAAGUUUGUUCCAGUGCCCUGUAUUAUACACGUUUUCCGCAAUGGGGACAUCUUGUGUCCACCCUUCCGAUUCAUCAUACCUCGCAGUAUGCAGCGGGACCUGGAGCAGAUCCUCAGCCUGGUCACGGACAAGGUCAGCUUACGGACUGGCGCCGUGCGGAGGUUGUGUUCUGUGGACGGGGCCACAGUGACCUCGGCGGGGGAGCUCGAGACCGGAUGCUGCUACGUUGCCGUGGGAACCGAGAAGUUCAAGAAGCUUCCGUACGUGGAGCUGCUAGUCUCUAAAACCACAGAGAGGUAUUACCCAGGAAGACGACGGGCGUUGAGGAGAAACGUGAACAGGAAGGAAGGAAGCGGUCCAGAAGACCAAUGUAGUGACUCUGCUCUGCUCAACUCUCCAGAGUCAGACGAGCGGAGGGUGAAAUCGACGGGUUAUGAAGCUGCUCCCCCGAAGCAGGUUUUGCUUAAGUCUCGCGGCGUCUUCAAGCCGGGAGCGCGCAGGAGGAGGAGGGAGGAGGUCAGAGGAGCCAAGGAGGUGCAGGAGGACGAGAAUACAGCGACAGAGCUUCCCGUUGAUCAGAGAGUGGCAGAAAUAGUGGAGGAUGAGGAGCUGAACAUCACAUAUGACGCUCUGAAUGGCACGCUGAAGUUGCCGCCACCUGAGCAAGAUGACGCGGAAAAGACGGCGGCAAUACAAAGCACAAAAGAGGAGUUGAGCAGUGAAAACCUGGAGCCUGAGCUCAACAGAAUGACCCUGAACACCCCCAACUGUCACGGAGAAAUUCAGGGAUAUACUUUGGAGCAUCAAGAUGAACAGGAGAAAAGAGCACAGAAGCACAACCAGGGAGAAGGCCAAAUCGAGCAACCAUCAUAACCACUCUCUUUAUUUGCUUUUAUCAAAACUGUAUUCCAAAAAAAAAAAAAAGAGCCUGGUAAUGUCAUUAAUUAUUGUUUUUGGGAGGUAAAUGCCCAUUAAAAAAAAGUAGAACCAAUGCUUCAUGAUAUGUACAUUUUAGUUCAUGCAAUGAAAAUUAUUUC
This is a messenger RNA of Hippocampus comes (tiger tail seahorse), 3574 nucleotides long. It is a transcript of the gene dcdc2b, whose product is annotated as doublecortin domain containing 2B. The record is from RefSeq and is a predicted model, not a curated record. Gene Ontology annotation, cellular component: microtubule organizing center; microtubule. Gene Ontology annotation, biological process: intracellular signal transduction. NCBI's taxonomy places the organism in Eukaryota, Metazoa, Chordata, Actinopteri, Syngnathiformes, Syngnathidae.